AAUAACGUAUUCUAUAUCUAAUAUAUUUACCCGGUUAUGUUUUUCUCAAUUUUUGAAAUUCUCUCGCCCUUGUUUGUUCUUUCUUCCGAGCGUUCAUAGGUGCGUUUGUCGUUGUUAUUCGAAAACAUGUGAUCGAGAAUGAAGCAGCAGAGAGACGCACAAAAAUUUUAACGACCAAUUGAUUAAUCUGGCAUAUAGCGAUCGCAUCGUCUCUCUACCUAACGACUCCCAACUAACGACUCCUUUGCUGCUAUCUUAGCUAUCUGUGUUAGCAUCUAUUUAGAGAAUUAUUUUUACAUUUCGAAAUCGCUAUCAAUUGUCAUUCUUCUCAUUUUUAUCUGAAGAGUACGCUAAAUAUUGCCUAGUUAAAAGUGAAAAGCAAACAGAAUUUGUCUCUGCUCAAUCUUUUCUUUUUCUCGAUUGAUUAUAAAAACCGGUGCCUAUGUCACGCGUCUGUCAAUUUCAGAUUUCUUUUGUUUAAAACAACAGUGAGACACUCAAAAAUGUGAUGGAGUAUGGGUACUAGCACCGUCUUCCUUUUUCCUGCCAUCACUAUUCCCAAACGUUUCCCCCGUAGGGCUGCGCAUCAGCGACCGAUCGCUACGUCGUCGUCGGCCGCGGGGAAAAGAUCGAAUCUACUACACAAACGGCCGCACGCGAACGACGUCGAGACGACCGAGCUGCUAGCCAAGACUGCGCGAUUGUGGAAUCACCCCGGGAGAAUGAGUGCAAACGAGACUCUGAAUAUGUUUCAAGCAACCUCGACGUCCUGUCUCGAACUGUGCGCAUCGGGCGGACAAAGUGCGGAUGAGACGCAAGCUACAGGACUAUCAUCACCGUGUGUCCAUCCCUUGGAAGUGAAUGUAGAUUUAGUUGGUCCCGGUGGGUACGGAUCGGGCGCGAUUUAAUAUUCGCUCGCGGAAAAUUUUAAGUCAAUUUGUACUAUUUUAAUCUCAUUGUUAUUCGACUCAUUAUAGAUUUCAUUAUAUAGAUUAUUGUUAUUAAGAGGAGGACGUAUAUUAAAUUGAAUUGGUUUGUUACAAUGUUUGAGAUAUGCUUUUCUAGAAGUGAAACUGGAAAUAUCCUUGCGUUUAAAGAAAGAAAAAAGAAAGAACAACUAUUAUCCUUACUUAAUUAAUCAUUACUUCCAUCCGCUAACGCAGUUUUAAGUUUAUUUCGAAUAUUAGAACUAAAGAAAAUGAAAUCAAAGAACUCAGGGAAUUUCCGUUUGAGAAACAAAAAACUAUGGUUGUAUCAUCGCUGAAAUAAGCAAAACGUGAAUUCGAAUACACGAAUGGAAGAGAUGCGAGGAAAAGACUAAAUUUAUUUUUAUGAUUGACGAUAUAUCAGCGAGUUUAAAUUUUCAAAAAGA
Messenger RNA from Trachymyrmex septentrionalis, 1372 nucleotides. RefSeq lists its product as uncharacterized. The transcript is spliced from 2 exons. NCBI's taxonomy places the organism in Eukaryota, Metazoa, Arthropoda, Insecta, Hymenoptera, Formicidae. The coding region runs from base 516 to 908 and encodes 130 amino acids. The record is from RefSeq and is a predicted model, not a curated record.